Messenger RNA from Linum tenue, 2664 nucleotides. The record is from the annotation of a GenBank genome assembly. NCBI's taxonomy places the organism in Eukaryota, Viridiplantae, Streptophyta, Magnoliopsida, Malpighiales, Linaceae.
AUGAAUUGCCAGCUCAACAGAAAUCUCCAGCUGCUGAAAGUAGUCCCACCAGUUUUGGGUGGAUUUAAACCUUCGUUGGCUGCCAAGGGAAACCCAACCGGUGGAAUGAAUUUGACUCCUUCACUUCCCGCGCUGGACUUGUUCAAUGAGUACGCCAAAACUCGUCAUUGCACGCUCGAGAAAACAAGAAUCUUACAUGCCCGUUCGCUUCAAACGGGAUGGUUACCCUCCACGCUGUUUGUUGCUAACUCUUUGCUUGGCUGGUACUGUAAGUCUCAAGCUAUGCUUGAUGCUGUCAAGCUGUUCGACACAAUUCCUGAACCAAAUGUGAUUUCUUGGAAUACUGUGAUUUCUAGCUAUAACGACAGAUUUUUGUUUGAAGAGUCUUGGAGAUUCUAUCGCAGGAUGCACGCUUCAGGGUUUCCGCCGAAUGAUAUUACCUAUGGCAGUGUUCUUUCUGCUUGUGCCUCCCUCUCGGCUCCUAUAUUAGGUGAGCUGGUAUAUUCGCUCUCAGAAAAGAAUGGGUCUUUCUCAAGUGGGUAUGUUCGUGCAGGGAUGAUAGAUUUGUUUGCGAAGAAUGGUAGGCUAGAAGAUGCUUUCAAGGUGUUCAAUGAAGUUAAUUGUGGCAAUGUGGUCUGCUGGAAUUCGAUGAUCUCUGGCGCAGUUAGAAACGGGCAGAAUUCUGUUGCUUUGCAUCUUUUCCAAAGAAUGGGUCGCGAGUUCAUGUUGCCAAAUACUUUCACAUUUUCUAGUGUUUUGACAGCCUGUGGGGCUCUUGAAGAUAUUCAGAUUGGAAGAGCAGUUCAUGGGUGGGUGAUUAAGUGCAAUUCGAAAGACGUAUUUGUGGGAACUGCCAUAGUUGAUUUAUACGCCAAAGUUGGUGAUAUGGACGAAGCUGCCAAGGAGUUCAAUCGAAUGCCUGUCCGCAAUGUAGUUUCGUGGACUGCCAUUAUAUCUGGUUUUGUGAAAAAAGAUGAUUCUGUCGCUGCACUCAAAAUUUUCAGGCAAAUGAAGAGUACGAAUGAGCGAAUAAAUAACUUUACUAUCACUAGUGUCCUGACUGCAUGUGCAAAACCUGACAUGGCUAAGGAAGCAAUCCAAAUCCAUUGCUGGAUAGUCAAAGCUGGAUUUCAUCUGGAUGCAGUAGUUGGUGCGGCUUUACUUAAUACAUAUUUGAAAUUAGAUGCUUUUGAUUGUUCAGAGAUGUUAUUUUCAGAAAUGGACGAGAUAAAGAACCCAGGUAUAUGGGCUGUUAUGAUAUCUUCCCUUGCCCAGAGUCAUAACUCUGGAAGGGCUGUUGAGAUGUUUCGGAAAAUGUUGCAGGAGGGUCAAAGACCAGAUAAGUUUUCUUAUUCUAGUAUCUUGAGUGUUGUCAACUGUUUGCAUUUAGGGAGACAAAUUCACUGCCAUGCGCUAAAAUUUGGAUCUGUGUUUGAUCUUUCGGUUGGAAGUUCUCUUUUCACAAUGUACUCAAAGAGUGGUAGCUUACAAGAUUCAUACGAAGUCUUUGAGCAAAUUCCUUUUAGAGACAAUGUUUCGUGGACCUCAAUGAUUGCAGGGUUCGCAGAGCAUGGCUGUGGGAAGCAAGCUCUUUCACUUUUCAGGGACAUGGUUUCUGCAGGAAAUAAACCUGAUCAGAACACACUCACAGCUGCUCUUGGUGCAUGUUCAGUUCUCCAAUCCCUUCAUAAGGGGAGAGAAAUUCAUGGUUAUGUUUUUCGUGCUGGAUUAGGCACCGAGUCAUUUGCUGGUGGUGCACUUGUUUCUAUGUAUGCAAAAUGUGGUGCUCUAGCAUUUGCAAGUAAAGUGUUUGACAUGCUUCCUAAGAAAGAUCAGGUUGCAUGCUCUUCCUUGGUUUCAGGGUAUGCUCAAAAUGGUCUCCUUGAAGAGGCAGUGGUCCUAUUUCACGAAAUGAUAGCUUCUAAUUUUAAAGUCGACUCGUUCACGAUAUCCUCUGCCCUAGGAGCUAUAAACAGUUUGGACCUAGGGCUGCAAGUUCAUACACUUGUUACGAAAGUGGGCCUAGCGUCUGAACUUUCAGUAGGAAGUUCACUGGUCACAAUGUACUCCAAGUGUGGAAACAUUGUAGAUUGCUCUAAAGCUUUUGAUCAGAUUGAUGAGCCUGACCUUAUAAGUUGGACAUCACUGAUAGCAAGCUAUGCUAGUCAUGGGAAAGGUGAAGAGGCUUUACAAGUCUACGACCAUAUGAUCGAAAAGGGAAUUCAACCUGAUGCUGUAACUUUUGUGGAGAUUAUCUCAGCUUGUAGCCAUGCUGGUUUGGUUGAAAGAGGCCACUCAUGUUUUCAUUCAAUGACCAGAGACUUCGGGAUUGAGCCUGACAACCGUCACUUUGCCUGCAUGGUUGAUCUUCUGGGCCGUUCAGGCAGGUUGAAAGAAGCUGAAAGGUUCAUAGACAGUAUGCCUAUUGACCCUGAUUCCCUUGUGUGGACUUCGCUGCUUGCUGCUUGCAAAUUGCAUGGAGAUGUUGAGCUUGGAAAAGUAGCAGCAGAAAAGGUUAUGGAAUUGGCACCAGGCCGUUCAGGAACUUACAUCUCAUUGUCCAACAUCUUUGCAGAUGUAGGAAAAUGGAAGGAAGCAGUAGAGAUAAGAAGAAGGAUGAGUAGAAUUGGAGUCAUCAAGGAACCUGGGUGGAGCUUCACAUGA